Amblyraja radiata (thorny skate) is the source of this 1572-nucleotide messenger RNA. RefSeq names its product sialic acid-binding Ig-like lectin 13. The record is from RefSeq and is a predicted model, not a curated record. Gene Ontology annotation, molecular function: sialic acid binding. The transcript has 9 exons. Gene Ontology annotation, biological process: cell adhesion. Lineage: Eukaryota; Metazoa; Chordata; Chondrichthyes; Rajiformes; Rajidae. Bases 157 to 1572 code for a protein of 471 amino acids. Gene Ontology annotation, cellular component: plasma membrane.
CUAAUCUACCCCUCUACAUAUUUGUGUUCUCCACAAAGUGACGGCCGCUGAGGAUGAGGACACUGGCUCCCUGAGUGUUUGUCAGUCGAUACUCGACCAGCGGACAGAACCCAGACCGGGAGAUCGGGUAACUGACGGGAUAUCUGGGAUCAGACAAUGAUCGGAAGAUCGUUCUUCCUCCUCUCCCUUCUCCAAGCCGUGGUGUCGGGAGAGUGGAGUGCGGACAAUCCCGGAGCUGUGACAGCGCAGAAUGGUUUGUGUGCACGGAUUCCGUGUCGCUACAGAUACCCGUCGAAUCUGAACAAUGAUCCACGGACUGGAAUCUGGUUUAACAGUGAGUCGCGCGACAACAAAGGUCCUGUAGCCUUCCACUCCGGGAAUCACAGUCUAGCAGCAACAAAGUUUCAGCAUCGGACCCGGCUGUCAGGAAUCCUGAGAGACAACGACUGUUCCCUGGUUAUAGACAACGUCACGCAGCAAGAUGCAGGUCCUUAUUUAUUCAGAGUUGAAUUCGAUGGGGAAGAUGUUUACAGCUUCCUCCCUGCAACACAGCUCAGUGUUACUGAUUUCACGGAUAAACCCACGAUAUUCGCUGCUGAAUUGGUGGCAGGAAAGCCUGUGAACAUGACCUGCUCCUUCAGCACCACGUGUGAUGGAACGGCCCCCACCUUAACCUGGGUCACCCCCGCUGAUGAACCACCGUCAGCCUCACACAGCGUAACUCAGCAGGGUGACACUCUGACAUAUACUUCUGUUCUGUCCCUGACCCCAGCGAUCAAACAUCACGGGCAAAACCUCACCUGCAGAGUCACAUACCCAACUGUGUCAUCGGAGCAGACCCUCACACUGACUGUGGAAUACGCCCCCCAGAAUCUCUCAAUCACUUCCCCCGACAAUGUGAACAAUUCCUGGGUCAGUAUAAAGGAAGGAAACUCUGCAGCGAUCCUCUGCUCCCUCCAGAGUUUCCCAGCGUCUAACCUGAUGUGGAGACAUCGGUGCAACCCACCCGGAGAGCUCACCUGGCGCCUCCCCCUCGCCAACCUCAGCGGAAAUCAAACCCACGGACGUCUCCACAUCUGGCAGGUGGCAAGCGGGCAUCUGGUGAAUGGCUCCCUCACUCUGAGAGGGGGUGCGGGAGGGGAGUACGUGACAGCCGUGUGCUCAGUCAGAAACCGGCACGGGGAAGCCAUGCUCACGCUGUAUCUGUCGAUGGAAGAUAAAAGCUUCACUAAUUGGAUGGCAGUUUGGCUCACAGCAGGGAUAAUACUGAUGGCUGUGCUAGCUGGAUUCAUCAUCUACAAGUAUAUACUGCGGAGGGAAGAUGCUUCAGGAAACCAAGACACCAAUGUGAUCUACUGCCCACACUCUGCCACCAAUCAGAGCGCGGGGAGUGGAGAGAACGGGCCGGCCCCAGUGGAGCUGAAAGGAGGAGGGGAAUCGGGAGAGGGGGAAGAGCAAGCGGUCGUGUACGCCAACCUGCGGGAGGUGCUGAGCAGCGGAGACACCGGGCACAGUGACGAGGGGGUGGAAUACGCAGAGCUCUGGUUCCAGUCCAAGCAGGGGAAGGGGUAG